Molecule: messenger RNA, 3694 nt
Organism: Cottoperca gobio
Lineage: Eukaryota; Metazoa; Chordata; Actinopteri; Perciformes; Bovichtidae
Gene: slc25a35
Product: solute carrier family 25 member 35
Exons: 5
Coding region: 96-992 (298 amino acids)
Source: RefSeq, a predicted model, not a curated record
AGUAUGUGGGAGGAGGAAAAACUGCUGAGCUGAAUUCUUUUGCCAUGAAGGACAGGACGGACUUGCAGGCCUAAACUCCCCGCCGGACAGUCGCGAUGGACUUCGUGCUGAGCGGAGCGGCGGCGUGCGGAGCCUGCCUCUUCACCAACCCGCUGGAGGUCGUUAAAACGCGAAUGCAGCUUCAGGGAGAGCUCCAGAGCCGGGGCUCGUACCAGAUUUACUAUCGCAACGUGUUUCACGCUUUUUAUACUAUCGGUAAAGUGGACGGACUGGCCGGUUUACAGAAAGGACUGGUGCCGGGGCUCGUUUAUCAGUUUUUUAUGAAUGGAGUCAGACUCGGCUCUUUCGCCAUCAUUGAGUCCUCUGGUUACAUCCACACCAAUGGAAGGGUCAGUGCGGCUAAAACCACGGUAGCAGGCGCUUUAGCUGGAGUGGUGGGAGCAGUGAUGGGAAGUCCCGUAUACUUGGUAAAGACUCAUCUGCAGAGUCAGUCUACCUCCUCUAUUGCAGUUGGACAUCAAUACAAACACCAGGGGAUGAUCCAGGCUCUGGCAGCCAUCUAUAAACAGCAUGGCAUUCUGGGACUGUGGAGGGGCUCCAGUGCUGCUGUACCGAGGGUCAGCGUGGGGUCUGCUGCACAACUCUCCACCUUCUCCUCCGCCAAGGAGUUUGUGAUCGACCUACAGGUGUUCCCAAAGAACAGCUGGUUCGUGGCUCUAAGUGCCGGCAUGAUCAGCAGUGUGGUGGUGGUGAUCGCUAUGACGCCUUUUGAUGUCGUGAGCACACGGCUCUACAACCAGCCCGUGGAUCAUUUGGGCAAGGGGCAGGUUUAUAAAGGAUUCACUGACUGCUUUUCUAAGACGCUGAGGAGGGAGGGCUUGCUUGGACUUUACAAAGGCUUGGGAGCCUCUUAUUUCCGGAUCGGCCCCCACACCAUUUUGUCCUUGUUCUUCUGGGAUGAACUGCGCAAACUGCACCAGCAGUUCAGAUAAUACAAGGGACAAGGAAAAUGGGUAACUCAUUAAGCUCUGCAUAGUUUAAAUGAUACCUAAUUUAAUGAGGUUAAAGAAAAACCAGGAGUCUCUUUUCUUGAUGAGAAAGAGCAAAGGUUGCAUUUUACACUCCAGUAAGAAAACACAUCAGUGUAGUCAAAAUGUGUCGGGAAGAAGUGCAUAUUAUUGUGUGCAUAUGUGCACAGAUAUGACGACAGCCUACAUAGAGAAACGCAAUAGACCUUAUAUACAGUAUACUGUAUGUCAAACAUCAUGGCUCUUCUUUUAUAGCUUUUAAACUCCUCAGAUAUGCCAUUCCAUAAGAUAUUAAAUGAUUUGCACUUGAGACAACUCUGUACAUUCAGGAGAACGCAUCAACUGUGGGCCACAGUUUGAGAAAAUUAAUGGAUUGUGCCAAAUCAAAAACUGUUAAUAUGAAGUGAUUGGUGCAAAUUAGUGAAGUGGCAGCUGCUCCAUGAUACAAGUUAACACGGGUUAUAGUCUAAAACCGUGUAUUCAAAGGGAAACGCACUGUAUGAAAGCCUGGUGAGACACAGCGUGCAGAUUAUAUAGUGAGAUUGUUAAAGCAGAAAAUGAAGGCACAGUUUUGAGGAAUAUUUAGUGUGUACACAGUUCGGGUUUAGUGAUAUUCAUCAAAAUGAGCCUUUACGAUUAUUACAUAUCCGAGUGGCUUUAAAAAAUUUAAUAAAAAACACCGAGCUGCUGUCAUUAAAGUGAAAGAAAUAGCACUAACAUUUAUAUGAAUCAUUGAUAUCUUCAUGCAGCAUAAAAAUUGUGAUAUUUCUCUCUAAAGCAACAAUUAGCACAUUUCAUUUUAACACCGCGCUGACAGUAAAAUUGCUUCUACUGGAUAAGAUUAGCUCAAUGUUCUUUAUGAUAUUUUUUCUGCAGAUUAAUCAUUUAUAACCAGAUGACCAGCAUCUUCAUUGUCAGCAGUACCUUAUGCUUUAUAUAUUUAUUUAUAUAUAUAUAACAUUUAUUUUUACAAUUAACACUUGAAAUGAUGAAGGCACUUGCAAAUGACAAGGUAGUACAAACUGUAAACCAUACUUUGGUGUUUCAUUUUUACCUCUUAAGAUUUCAUUAAACUUAUUUCUUUUUCUUUUUACAAAAUAAACCAAAACACUGAGAAGAAGGAAGAUUCUGGGUAGAUAACGAUGAGAAUAAAUAUGAAACAAAAAUUUUAAUCAUACCCCUUUUAACUAAAAAGAAAUCUAUGCUCGUUUACAAAUAUAUAUAAAUAUAUAUAUAUUUAUGACCUGAUCGCCGGAUGACUCCAAAAACUCUUAAUAAAACUGCGUUUUUGCACAUCGAGUCAGAAACACUUGGAGGUGUCACCGUGUCUCAUGUACUUUCAGAGACUAGUUACAUAUAUUUAUAUAUAUAUAUAUAUAUAUAUAUAUAUAUAUAUAUAUAUAUAUAUACAUACAUACAUACAUACAUACAUACAUACAUACAUACAUACAUACAGAAGUAUGUUGACAAUUGUAAAAUGUCAUGAAGUUAUAACUACCAAUAAUUUUCCUUUUAUGCAGCUGGUGGUUAACGUACCUGUUUCUGCAAAAACAUCUGUUUCUGAUUAUAUUAUAUAUAUGUUGUUUGUCUAAUACUUUAAGAUCAGUGUCAAUGAUGAUUUAUUAAAGCAUUAAGUUAUUGGUGUAAGUGAAGAUAUGAAGUCCACCAGAUAAUUGGCUUGAGGCAGAUAAGUUAGCAAAACUAUAUACAUGUUGUCAUUUUACGUUCUCCAGGUCAGCAUGUGCAUACAUGAAUGUUACUAAAUUGCUUAGUAAAGAAAGAUGAAACGAUGAAUCCACUUUUUUUUUCCUUACACUGUUUGAAAAUGUCAGUGUCAUUACUGCACCAGUGUACAGUAGACUUAACAUGAAAUGGACAUUUUGAACUGUUACGUUAUAUAAAACUGUUCUCUAAGAUGUGAGCCAAGAAGUAUCAGCUGUGCUGUGUAUUUCCUACUCUGACAGAACAAUUGUCAUAAUAAAAGUGGGUCAAACGGACUAUAAUCGUCUUCCUUAUAACACAUUAUUAGACAAUGAAAAGUUGUCUCAAGCAGGUCGAAACGAUUCCUUUCAAACUAACUAUGUGCCAAACAUUGUGCCAUUUGUUUAAUUCACAGCAAGGCAGCCACAACUAGUACUGAAAAUAGUAACUGACUGAUGAACUGUGAACAAUUACUGACCAGUAGGAGCCUUCAAUCAGAUUAUUCAGGGAUGAAAAAGAUCUUAUCAUGGUAUACUAUCCACAUUAGCCAUCCCAGAAAGUGAUGAGGUCAUUUGUCCAGUGUGUGUGAAUGUAAACCUGUUAACAGCGGUCUACAAUGACUACAAACAGAGUAGUUACUGGUCAGUUUAUAUCAUUUAGGAGCCUAAUGACAAAUCUAAAAUAAAAGUUAGGUUGAGGAAGGACUGAUGAUAAUGUCAAAUACAUGCAACAUGUAGUUUUGAUACUUUUGUUAGGAAAUUGCUCAAUUAAUUUGCAGAUGUAAUGUGAAGUCUUGUGUAAACCUCCUGACCGUUGGUCUAGGAGUUGAGUCGUAUUAAUGAAUGUUACAUGCAACAGCUUGAUGUCUCAUGAAUGUGUUACAAAAUGCACUUCCUCUUAUGGUCAGCAAAUUCUUCUGUGCAAUGGACUCGAGAAGCAAAUAAAUGAUCAGACUUUUCAUUGAC